UUGUCUACUUUUUCCUCUUCCUGUCUAACUAGCGUCUACAUGAACUUCGGUAUGGCAAUAAGGGAGCCAUGGACCGGCUUCCUUAGGAUAGCCAUGCCGAUUACAUCUUCGCUUGUACUUCUCAACAACCUAACAACCUUCGUCCUGGCCCUGAUCACGGUCGCAAGCACGCAUUUCGUACCCCAAGAUGAAGCGGGACAAGCAUAUCUAGACAACUUCCAAAUGCGGACGCGAGCCAAUCUGAUCUUCUUCUACCUCACGUUUCCGGCGCUCGCCUUGAUCGAAGCCGCCUCGUCCAAUUACGCGCUAUGGACUGACCGGCUCAAUCCGCUCUACGUCGUCGUGGUCUCUAUUCUCGCGCCAUGCAUCUGGGUCGCGCAGGUCGUGCUAUGGAGUUUGUGCCUCUUCGCCGGUAGUCCAGCCGCAUUGGCACGAUACGGAUAUUGUCCGCGGAUCUUUGAGACGAGCAGAUUCCACGUUUAUGGAGUGCAAUACGUUGGAACGAGGUCAAUGCCGGUUUGGGCUGUACCCAGCUUGCUCGUACUCUACGGUUGUUCCGCUACACUUGCAGUAAUUGCCUGGCGGCGGGAGAAGCAGCGGAGACAGUCGGACGUUGAAGCGGCCAUGCCUACGACCGAGCGAAAGUGGUUCGUCGACACGGACUCAUCUCGUUCUUCGGUGGAGAGGAGGUUGCUGGGCCCGAGAAGUUCCGAUGCGACAGGAUCAUCACGGUCAUCAGUCGAAAACCGGACAGAAAGUCCAAGGGUCAUUGCGAAGAGUAGCAUGGACGCGGUGCAGGAGCGUUUGCAAUUAGGCCAGACGAACCGGCCGCCUGCGAGCAAAGACCCAAGCCUGCCUCGGCUGGGUCAUAUAUGGUAUUGA
Baudoinia panamericana UAMH 10762 is the source of this 882-nucleotide messenger RNA. RefSeq lists its product as uncharacterized. The record is from RefSeq and is a predicted model, not a curated record. Bases 40 to 882 code for a protein of 280 amino acids. Lineage: Eukaryota; Fungi; Ascomycota; Dothideomycetes; Mycosphaerellales; Teratosphaeriaceae. The transcript has 2 exons.